Hemiscyllium ocellatum (epaulette shark) is the source of this 2944-nucleotide messenger RNA. It is a transcript of the gene acbd5a, whose product is annotated as acyl-CoA binding domain containing 5a. Gene Ontology annotation, biological process: autophagy of peroxisome; fatty acid metabolic process. Bases 310 to 1821 code for a protein of 503 amino acids. The transcript is spliced from 12 exons. Lineage: Eukaryota; Metazoa; Chordata; Chondrichthyes; Orectolobiformes; Hemiscylliidae. The record is from RefSeq and is a predicted model, not a curated record. Gene Ontology annotation, cellular component: peroxisome. Gene Ontology annotation, molecular function: fatty-acyl-CoA binding.
GUCUGGGGCGAUGAUGACAGCUGGUGUCUUGCAGGUUUCUGCGGAUGACACAGACUGAAGGUGGUUAAUCGACAAGAGCUCAGGUGACCAUGGCCAGGUCCCCACUUCAGCACUGACACCUUGACCACUCUGCCCCACCACCGCCAUCCAGUUCAACCCUGACAAUUGGGCCUCGGCCUACUCGACUUGGUUGCGCACGGGCCUAGCCUGUCUGUUCAAACAUUCGUUUUAUUUUGUUUCAUUUCAAAUCAAAGUUGGGUCGAAGAAAAAGAAUAACCUUAAGGUUCGGAUUCUCUUCGACUGCAAAAGAUGGCGGAUACUAAAUCUAUUCAUGAGAGAAGAUUUGAAGCUGCUGUCAGCGUUAUUCAGAGUUUGCCAAAAAACGGUUCAUUUCAACCAUCAAAUGAGCUAAUGCUGAAGUUCUACAGUUACUACAAGCAAGCAACCUUGGGGCCCUGCAACACAACCCGACCUGGCUUCUGGGACCUUAUUGGCAAAUACAAAUGGGAUGCUUGGAAUUCCCUGGGAGACAUGUCAAAAGAAGAAGCUAUGAUUGCCUAUGUUGAGGAAAUGAAAAAGAUCCUUGAAUCCAUGCCAAUGACUGAGGAGGUGGAAGAACUGCUUCGUGUUCUUGGUCCAUUCUAUGAACUUGUUGAUGACAAAAAACAACCAAUAUCACCUUAUGCAAUCUCAUCAGAUCUUGGCAAUGUUUUCAGCUCACCCAAGAACUGUAAUAAGAUGAAUGGAAAGGUUGAAGGCAAUGAUAGCGGUGCAGAAUCUGAACAGGAGGAGGAGGAGGAUGAUGAUAUAACAGAUGGUGAUGAUAAUACAGAAGAAGAUGAAAUAUUGAAACCGAAGGACAUAACCCAGAAACCGGCAGAUGUGAAAUUGGAAGGUGUGAAACCAGGAUGCCAACUUUCCCAGGACACUAUUGGUGAGGUAGAAAAUCCCUGUGCUGUCAGUGAUGGUCCAAACCCUAUGUCAGUACUGAAUGCAGAGGACCAGGAGGAGGAAAACAAAGCAAAGGCUCAAACCAUACAGCCGCCUGAUAUCAACGGCAAAAUUGAUGGAGUGGAAAACCAGGUUGGUGAAUUUCCAGGAAUUCAGCACAUCACAAGCGAUUCAGACAGUGAAGUAUAUUGUGAUUCAAUGGAACAGCUGGGAGUUGAAGAGAUUUCAGGAACUGGCAACUCAGGGAGAGAGAAUUUUAACAGUUCUCUGAUCAUCUCAGAAUUUGAUCACUGGCAGCUAUUCCCAAAUAGUUCGAGAACAGAGUUGAAACAUUCCCUAAAAUACCUUGGGAAUCCUGGAACAAUGAAGGUACAGGAUUUGGGAGAAGGUGGUGUUACUCGUGGUGGUGAAGAUGCAAAACCAGGUGGAAGUGGCUCUCACAAAGAGAAGAUAAGCAGCAAAAGAAUGGAGUUUCAUGGACCCAGGAGGGGGCGAGGUAAUAGGAUGCAGCAAUCAGGGGAUGGUUUUCAGGUCUCACAGUUGGGUAAUGGUGGUAAUGGGGAACGAAGGGGCUCAGAGAGGCUGCAAAAAGCCAGUGUGAAUGAACAGAUUGCAGUAGCACUACUUAGACUCCAGGAAGACAUGCAGAGUGUGUUGGAGCGACUUCAUAUGUUGGAGGCAGUGACUGCUUCUCAGGUGAAGUCUGAAGAUGCCCAUUCAAAGCUUAAACAUACUGCAGGUGAUAAGACAUCGUCCUGGUGGCCUUUUGAUGUGUCUGGCCGAACUAUUGCAUUCGCAAUUCUUUGGCCUGUUGUCCUCCAGCUGUUUGUGUAUAUGUAUUUUCAAAGGAAGAAGAGAAAACUGAACUAGGUAUCCACCUGGAAUUACAAAGGCACUCUGAAGUCUGCAAACUUAGAAAAUUGGAGAGCAUGAAAGGCCUGACAUGAUCAUUUGGAUUUAUUCAUUUAGUGGUGUUUUACCUUAACAUAGUCCAAUGAUGUGCAUUUUGCUUUAAAAUCAUCCUGCACACUGUACAUCACUAAAUGCUACAAUAUAGCAGAUACUUGAACCAAAUAGCAUUAGUUAAUUUUAGAUUAGUGUAACAAUCGUCUUUAAAUUAUAUGGCCUGAUUUUGUUUUCAUUUUAAAUUUAUGGAACAAACACUGCACUAUCAUCUUAGUAGUAAAUGCUGUAUCUAACUGAAUGCAAGUCGCUUUAGCUGCUUGUAAUAUAGCUAAAAUUGAUUUUGGAAAGAAACUGGGGAAAAUCUGCAUGUUAAAAAUACUUAAAAUGCUUAAUUUCUAGUGUUUUAGCUAGAAAUAAUUCAAUUGAAAAGUUGCAUCUUAAUAUACUUUGAACAAAUCCCUUGCUAGCAUUGUACAGUAAGACCUUGUGAACAGCAACGAAUUCUGAUGCCCUGACCAACAUUCCCACUCACCCAAUACUACUAAAAUAGAUUAUCUGGUCAUCUGCUCAGUUGCUCUUUGUGGGAUCCUACUGUGUACAUUGGCUGUUGAGUUUGUCAGCAAAUAGUGACUGCACUAAAAAAAAAUUUUAGAAGCAAUUUGGUAAUACUUUCCGUCAUAUGGUCAGUAACUCAAAGGAUAUAAAAUAGAUUUUACGUGCACAUUACAGCUACUGAACAAAUAAUAUCGACCCCUGGAUUUUUGCAGUUGAACAGAAUGCUUUUAACCCAUUGAUAAUUUCCUUUGGAAUGGCCAAUAGAUGGAUUUUUUUCUUUUAUGCAGUUUAUUGUUUAGCAAAAAGCCAUGUAUGGUGGACAUGGACAUAGAAUUUGCUUUAUCUCCAGCACUUUUGAUGUAUCUGGUAAAAUUGAGAUUAUAUAACCCGACACUAAUGUACUGAGACUCAUCCAUUAGAUACAGCUUUUACAUAUCCUUUCUCUGCAUGUAACUUUAUUUAUAUAUAAUUACACUGUGAAGUCUACUCCUAUCAAUGCUGUUAAUAGUUGUACAAAUUAGACUGUACAAAA